UUCGAUGGAUUUGAAAGUUCUGGUUUGUCCGAGCAGGUGGUUUAUGCUGUAGUAGGAGGGCACUUCGUAAUCAAAAGGCCUUCACUUAUUGCCAGUAGCGAAUCAUUGCGAGAUAUUGCUUACUGGUGGUACAACGGUGACACUCAGGUCUACUCGAAUGGUUCAUACUACGUAACUUCCAGAGGAGACCUGGUUGUAGUGGAUGCGAGUUGGUCAUCAUUUGGAAAUUACAAGGUGAUAGCCUCCAUCGAUGGACUUGGUGAGGCAGUUUCUGAUAUUUUCACGGUUAUUCAGCAAGAAAGUGCUAUGGAACCUCUGGGAACCUUAUUUAUCGUUUAUCUUUCCGAGGACAAAACAGUCUACUUCUCUGAGUCUUCGCAAAAUCCUUUGGAGUCAUUCGAUUGCGUAGCAUCCAUAAAGUGCGUUUCUGGGCGUUUGAAGAGUACUAUUACGCUUUUUUCAUUAUUUCCUGAUCAGGGCAGAGUAGGUAUUUUCAAGUAUUUGUAA
Molecule: messenger RNA, 507 nt
Organism: Haemonchus placei
Lineage: Eukaryota; Metazoa; Nematoda; Chromadorea; Rhabditida; Trichostrongylidae
Source: the annotation of a GenBank genome assembly